Molecule: messenger RNA, 2999 nt
Organism: Tribolium madens (black flour beetle)
Lineage: Eukaryota; Metazoa; Arthropoda; Insecta; Coleoptera; Tenebrionidae
Product: GPI ethanolamine phosphate transferase 1-like
Exons: 11
Coding region: 102-2741 (879 amino acids)
Biological process (GO): GPI anchor biosynthetic process
Cellular component (GO): endoplasmic reticulum membrane
Molecular function (GO): mannose-ethanolamine phosphotransferase activity
Source: RefSeq, a predicted model, not a curated record
AUUGACAUGUAUCAUAACCUAAUUUUUUGUUUAUUUUAAGAAAACAAAAACAUCUCCAAAUGACCCGUUUUUCUGUUAAAUAAAAUAAUUUGUAACGAAACAUGUUUCUAGAAAAUCGCAAAGUUUUCAUUUUAAUUUCUUUCGGAUUUUUUGUGCAUGGUCUUGUUCUAAAAGCUGCCUUCGAUAUCUACUUUUCUAGCCCUAUUGAUAAUGGAAUGACCCCCAUUUUAUCAACAAAUAGCAGCCCUGCUAAACGUCUUGUCCUUUUUGUAGCUGAUGGUUUGAGAGCUGAGGGAAUCUUCGGGGAAAAUCAGACAGAAAAUGCACCUAAUUUGAAUAAAAUAAAAGAAACGCGUGGUUCUUGGGGAAUUGCUCAUACUAGAGUACCAACAGAAUCACGUCCAGGACAUGUAGCUUUACUUGGAGGAAUUUAUGAAGAUCCUGCUGCUUUGCUGAAAGGCUGGAAAGUAAAUCCUGUUGAUUUUGAUUCCGUAAUUAAUCAGAGUAGGAAUGCGUGGUGUUGGGGCGGCCCGAGUAUUAUUAACAUGUUUAACAGAGAUGAUUUGCCACACAUUCACUUACAUUCAUACGAGCCGAGUUUGGAAGACUUUGGCAAUAAUAACACAAUUGGACUAGAUUCCUGGGUUUUUGACAAAGUUGAAACUUUUAUCCAACAACAAAAAACUUGCGAUUUGUGUGAAUUCAAACAAAAGAGAAAUUUAUUUUUUCUUCACUUGCUUGGCAUUGACACUGCUGGACAUGCAUUUAAACCCAACUCUUUAGAAUACAAGAAAAAUAUCAGAUUUGUUGACGAAAAUAUUGCCCAAAUUGAGCAACUCUUUGAACGUGUUUUCCCCGACAAGUCCACCAGUUAUGUGUUCACUGCCGACCAUGGUAUGACAAACUGGGGCUCACAUGGCUCUGGUUCUGACCAUGAAACCAAAACUCCCCUAAUUACUUGGGGGGCCGGGAUUAAAAUUGACAAAAAACGUAAGGAUGUGCAACAAAUCGAUAUUGCACCCUUAUUAUCUGCACUUAUCGGUAUUAAUUACCCUAUUAAUUCAUUGGGACGCUUGCCGGUUGAUUACAUUGAAACAUCGCAAGAUAAUUUGGCCGAAAUGAUGAUUUCGAAUGUUUUACAAUUAAUGGAGACCUUCAAUAUCAAAAGAAACAGAAGGAUGCGAAAUGCGAUACGAUUUGUGCCCUUUCAAGGAGUCACAAGGGAAGCACUUGAGUCAAGAAUUAAUCAUCUAAAAUAUCUAUCAAGUUCACAACAUUUUGAUUCACUUAAAGUUGAAACAGAAAAAAUAAUUGAUUUUCUAAUUGAAGGUUCUGAUUAUUAUCACAAUUACUACCAACUCCCGAUUUUAAUCUCAAUAACUGUGGGAAUUGUAGCGUGGAUCAUUUAUUUAGCAACUUUUAAUGUCAGUAUUCCUCAAAAUACAUCACAUGGAAAAAUAGUCACUUAUAUUGAAGUAUUAGUUUUCGUGCCAUUAUACUUAAACGCCUUGUAUUUAUCGAUAGUUCAGUCACUUCCAAUGAUGUACUACGUAUAUUUCCUUUUCCCAAUUUUUAUGGUACAAAUUCUCGUUCGUCGUCAUGUUUAUAUUUUAGAGGCUUUGAGACAAGUAAAACGUUCGGGUUUUAGAGAGGCUUUGGUCCAAUUUUUGGUUUAUUUUCUUGGACUGAGAUUAUUAGUGCAAGGAUUUCAUAAUCGUAAAUCACUAAGUAUUGUAAUUUACCUCAUAUUAGCCUCUGUUUUUUACUCAAAAUCGUUAAGACGUCACACUAAUCGGCAGCAAAAAACAGUUUGGAUUGUUUGUUGCGUUAUUGUGUCAAUUUUCCCGUUUUUGCCACAAAUGACCACAACAUUCAAUACCAGCAGCUAUCUUUCUGGUUAUAUUUUAUGGUGUAUCGCUGCAUACAAAUUUAUUAUGAAUCGCUUGAAGUCGAGUAAAAUUAUCUGUGUGCAAUAUGGAAUGAUGGUCUUGACUCCAUUAUAUACUUUAUCGGUGGAAUAUGGCUUAGUGGCGUCAGAUUCACCCCUUAAAAGUGUAGCAUUUAUUUGGUCUUUUACCCCAAUUGUUGCCAUACUGUUUUCACCAGUUCAAGUAUUCUCCCGCCUUAGCAGUAUUUUUAUUGGAUUUGGGACAUUCUACUUGAUGGUCACGUCCAAUUAUGAAAAUUUGUUUUUGUUUUUUUACAUGUGUCUACUUUAUGUAUGGCUGAUAUUAGAAAAUCGAUGUUUUCAUUGCGAAAACUGGGGUGAGGUGGAGUUUAAGAGGGCUUUUGAAAGAGAUAAAUCGCAACAAAAUGAUGAUUUUCGGCGAGCGUUUUUCUUUGUUGUUUUAAUUUUUAUAGGAUUUUUCGGGACUGGAAACAUAGCAAGUUUGAAUUCUUUUGAUCCAAUGUGGGUUCGUUGUUUCCUUACUAUUUUUAGUCCAUUUAAAAUGGCAGGACUGAUACUCUUAAGAAUAAUGGUACCUUUCUUAUUUACUAGCUGUGCAUACAGAGCUGUGAAUUUAUUUUGUAAAAGUAAUACGCUUAACAUGUUUUGUAUAGUAUUGAUGUUUUCAGAUUUAAUGUUACUUGAACUUUUGUAUUAUAUCACAAAUAUAGGCUCCUGGUUAGAAAUAGGCAUGAGUCUUUCAAAGUUUAUUAUAAUGGAAGCUUUCGUUAUCAUUUUAUUAAUUUUGUACGGAUUUGCUUAUUUAUUAACUACGACUUCUGUUAAAAUGUAAUAAAAUUGUUUAUGCCAAUUGUAAAAACAAAUUCCAAAAACAAAAUCUGUAUUUGAAACCGAGCUUUUUGGUAUUUAUUUAAAUUUAAUAAACAAGUUUGCCAACCUUGCACUUGCUAAAAUUAUAUGCAGUUUUCUUAAUUACCAACUAAAUGACCGUUAUAAAAAUGUUUGAAAUAUAUUACAUACUAAAGUUAGGAAAAAAUCACUUUUGUGUUUUACUCAUAUAUAAUAAUUGACAAUAAAAGAUUUGGUUCAA